Molecule: messenger RNA, 680 nt
Organism: Oncorhynchus mykiss (rainbow trout)
Lineage: Eukaryota; Metazoa; Chordata; Actinopteri; Salmoniformes; Salmonidae
Source: RefSeq, a predicted model, not a curated record
GGGAAAGCGUCUAACGGGGAGAGAGAUCAAGAAGAAGACCUUGGCUGAGAGACGACCCACACUGGAGAUCGACACCCUGAGAGAGGACGCCCUGAAGUCAGUCCUGGCCGAUCACACACGCCUCCCCAAGCCAAAUGCACAUGGGCCUAAAUCUUCCUCACACCACCACAUCAGAGUUUUCUAUAAUUCAUGUCCAAAGCCCACCCACCUGGCUACCAACUGUGUUGCUAUGUUUACCAGCUGUUACCCCCUCCCACCUUCUCUUGGUCUCCCAGGCAACGAGCUCAGGAGAUGUGGAACUGGAUCUACACGCUGGAGUCGGAUAAGUUUGACUUCAUUGAUCACAUGAAGAAACAGAAAUAUCAGAUUAUCGUUCUCUUGAAUAGAAUCACAAGUGCCCAGAAAUUUAAAAAAGGUCCAUGGUAAGGGGAAGGUUGGCGGUCGGUGGAAGUAAAGAAGCUCCCGCUCUCAUAGGGCUGAAGGGAGAAGACAACUUUAGAGGGAACAAGAAAGGAGGGAGAUCCCACCAUCCCCUCUUCCCUCUUUCCUCUCUUUUUAUGGCCCCCCUCUUCUUUUGCAUGUCCUAGUGUGUUAUUGAAAAAUACAAGUUAUAAUAAUGUAAUGUAAUAUUAUACAAGUUAUAAUAAUGUAUUGAUAAUAAAACUGUGUACACUCGCUGA